GCAACGUCACCCGUCCUCGCCACCGAAACCGAAAUAAAAAAAAAACAACACCCGACCACGGACGCAAGUGUUUUGUUGGGGGCGCAGGAGGAAUCGCGAUAGUUAUGGCCGGAACGUGCAGCCGCGCGGCGCACACGAGAGUCGCGCGUACCAGCACCGCGGCCAAAUAACGCGGGCCCCACACACACUCGUCGAACACCGUCCGACGGUCCGAAUGGAGUGCGAGCAAAAAACAUAAACAAACAAACGAAAACGGUCGGUGGCACACAGUCGUGUCGAAGAUGGAGGCGCAGGAGGGCGGCUCGCAGAAGAAGGAGCGCAACUAUCCGACGUCGUUGGACCUGUCCCUCGACCAGUCGACGCUGAACGCCAACAAUCCCGUGUUGGUGAUCAACUCGCCGAAAACGCCGACGCUGUCGCGCAAACUGAAGGCGGUCAGCCUGGACUCGGAGCCGCAGAAGGAGGCGACGGUGGAGCUGUCGCGGGACGUGUACUCGAUGCCCAACACGCCGAAGAAACAGAUCAAGCACAAACUGUCGGCGGACUACGACGACGGCACGUCCAAAACGUCGCUGGCCGUCAACUCCAACUUGAAGAAGUUCGCCUCGAACAACAGCAUCUCGGGCUCGCAGACGCUCAAAACGUUGCCGGAGAUCAUGACGUUGCACGAUUUCGGCGACAAUCCGACGGCCGCCCCGGUCAAAAUCAAGGCGAAAGGUCUGCUGGAACGUCGCGGCUCCAACGCCAGCCUGACCAUCGACUUGGGCUCCAACUCCAGCAUAUUGGAUCCCAAACCGCUGCCACUCACCAGACUGAACACGGCCCGCAGCGUUUCGAACUUGAACCUGAGCAGCUUCGGCUCGAGCUGCAGCUGUGCCAGAAAGGACUUCUUGCCGAAAAGUGCGGAACGUCGCAAGAGCCAGGAGGCGUGCGGUAACUGCGUCAUCUACGAAUCGGUGCCCAGCAAGAUCAACAUGUGCACGAGCAAGUGUCAUAAUUCGCAGAAGAAGUGCAGCUGCAAGUCGAGGCGGAAAUCGCUGAGCAACGAGAACCUGUACGUGCCGCCGUGUGGGUUCUGUCAGAAUGGGACGGUGAAGGAGUGUACGGGUACCAGUAAACACUGCAAGGGGUACAGGAAGGCUUACUAUCCGAGGCAGCCCGACUUGGAGUCGUCGCAGCUACUCUCAGAGGACUUUAAGAUGCACCUGCAGAAUAUACAGUAUCUACAGACAGCAGGGAAUGUUUUGAGUGUUGCUGACUUGAAGCAGGCUUGUGAGGUGGCAAGGGUGCCGAAAUUGCACCAGGAAUUUUGGGAGGUGCCGCUCAACUUGCAGGAGAAGUGCUACGUGUCGGGCAGCCAGAGCCGCAACCGCUACCGCGGCUUCCUGCCCAACGAGCACAGCCGCGUCCACUUGCCAGGCCCGCAGUCGUACAUCCACGCGAACUACAUCAAGGGCCCCGACUACACCGAAACCGCCUAUAUUGCCACCCAGGGACCGAUGGCCCACACCUGCCAGGAUUUCUGGGAGAUGGUGUGGAUGGUCAACUGUAGAUGCAUAGUGAUGCUGACUGGGCUGAUCGAAAAGGGGAAGAACAAAUGCGAACUGUAUUUUCCGCUGGGCAAAGGCCCGAAGUCGGGCGAGAAGUCGUACUACGUAGUGCGGUCGUUGCGUGCCCAGGACAAGUUCAUAUUCGAGAGCCGCAACACGCAGGCCUUCGACGAGGAGAUCGUGGAGUUCGAGGAGCUGAACGAGAUCGCCUACGGCAACUAUCGCAUCAAGUACAUACGCAAAGAGUUUCUGGGGGAGUGUGUGAUCAGGCAUCUGGAGCUGAGGCACCGGGACAGGCCCGAGGAGGUGAGGAACGUGCAGCACUACUGGUUGGCCAGUUGGCCUGACCAUAAGAUGGCUGAUCCUGAGCAAGUACUGAAGAUGGCUUUACACGUUGUGGCGUUGGGUGAGACGAUAAGGGGGCAGGAGAACGGGAAACAGGAACCUCCUAGGGCUCAAAAGGUGGUGAAAAGUUGUGGUACCUGGGAACGAAAGAGGUCGAUGGAGCACGUGCGCAUGCCUGCGGCAGUAGUGCACUGCAGUGCAGGGAUUGGUAGAACGGGGUGCUUUCUGGCCGUCCUUAAUGGGAUACAGCAGCUACGCAACAACAGGAACGUGGAUGUGCUGGCGAUUUUGUGCUCCCUGCGUCUGAAUAGGGGAGGCAUGGUGCAAACUGCGGAGCAGUACGAGCUGAUACACCGGGUGUUGAGGCUGUACACGGAGACUAUGUGAACAGCCUCUGAUUGGUACAGAUAAUCAUUAUUAGGAUUAGGAUUAUAUGUGAUAAUUUUUCUUAGCGAUAAGCGAUAAAUUCAUGUAUAUAUUUUUAAUAUCUUAUAUUUUUUAUAUUUUCGUUGUUUUUCUCGGUAUUUAUUAUAUUAUACAUAUAUAUUAUAUAAGUUUUUAUUGAGAGGUUUAUCCUGGGUGAAGAGAUUUGUUGGCCGUGUUUAUAAUUUGAAUACGAAUUUAUUGUAAUGUUUUUUUACGUCCACACGCAUAAAAUCGGUCGUGUUGGUUCGUUGGGGAUAAUAAAGAGGCAUCAAAUACUAAAUUUCAUGAAACCACGACGCUCUCUCUCUCUAGUGUAACAAUCGGGCAUCUUGAAUUAAUUUAUCUGAAUCAGUAUUUAAAAGUACAAUGUAGUAAGUUCCUAAUAGUCGAGUCUCUCUUGGUGUUUGAUGUUUCUAGUUUACUGUGUUUAAUUUUUGUUGGCGAUAUGAUUUAAUAGCACAAAAAAUGUGAUGUAAGGUAUUUUUAAAGUAUAAAUUAAAGUGAAACCAAACCACUUACUGUUAGUUACGUUUAACUCACACGAAUCUCAAAUGGAAGGACCACGUUUACCCCGACACAUUUUGUUUGACUUUAUAUUUUAAAAAUACUUGACAAAAUUGUUCAAGAAAGAGUGAUUUUUUACGAUUUAUCUUAUAGUAAAUUUAAUAAAAAAACAUAUAUCUAGGUUUAAAAAAUUAUAAAUGUAAGAUAUAUUUAGUACAAAACGAUUUAUCUAAAAUUAAAUGUAUUUUUAAUGUCUCUAAUAUGCGUUGUCCAGCGACAAAAAUUUUACUAACCAUCUUAAUAAUGUUUUUUGUUACGUUUUUUGUACUAAAACUAAAAAAAUCUCAGAUUCUCUCUAAAACUUGACCAAUUAUCAUUUUACAAUCAAAAAAAUAUCUAUCAAUACUAUUUAUUUUGUAGAUAAAUGUUGAAAAUAUGUAUUACUCGAAUCUAUGUGUCGGAAACACGAUUUGAAUGUGUGUUUUUGACUCUCAGAACUACAACACCAAAUGAUGACUUUGUAAAUGUGUCAAAAUAUAUGAAAUAAGUACAUAUGUCUAACAA
This is a messenger RNA of Aethina tumida (small hive beetle), 3389 nucleotides long. RefSeq lists its product as uncharacterized. Gene Ontology annotation, molecular function: protein tyrosine phosphatase activity. The transcript has 4 exons. Lineage: Eukaryota; Metazoa; Arthropoda; Insecta; Coleoptera; Nitidulidae. The coding region runs from base 282 to 2282 and encodes 666 amino acids. The record is from RefSeq and is a predicted model, not a curated record. Gene Ontology annotation, biological process: protein dephosphorylation.